Molecule: messenger RNA, 2124 nt
Organism: Trichosporon asahii var. asahii CBS 2479
Lineage: Eukaryota; Fungi; Basidiomycota; Tremellomycetes; Trichosporonales; Trichosporonaceae
Product: nucleolus protein
Exons: 2
Coding region: 1-2124 (707 amino acids)
Biological process (GO): regulation of DNA-templated transcription
Cellular component (GO): nucleus
Molecular function (GO): transcription cis-regulatory region binding; DNA-binding transcription factor activity
Source: RefSeq, a predicted model, not a curated record
AUGGCGCCUUUGCAUAACCCCCCAAUCCUUCCUCGCGACCCAAAUCCCAUCUCUUGCCACCAAAGCAUUCAUCCCAACAACACCAUGGAGAUGCUCAUGGCCGCCGCAGAGGCAUCGUCCUCGUCACAACGACCAAGGAAUCCCAGAGCCAUCAACGACCAUGUCGACAACAGCCCCGGUUUCGUCAGCGCCAUGCGCAGUACCGCCUACGAGGACGACGAGAGCGACAAUGAAAACGACUACUACGCAAACUCGUACUCGCUCUCCCUCCGCGGCCGGUCUUCCCUCAAGUCGCCCCGAUCUGCGCCAAGGUCGCCUCUCGCGAAGAAGAAGAAGAAGACGCCUGUCGCUUUCGACCCCAAGCCGCUCCCCGAGUCCAUGGUGUCGCCCGAUCACAGCGAGGACGAAGGCUUCAACCUUGGUGAAGUCACUGCACGCAAAGAUUUGCCUGUCAACAACUCGUUCGUGACCUUCAAUGCGUUCGACCCGCCCGCGGGCAUGACGCCAGAGUCCACCGGCGCCGAGGUCGAGGACACCGCCGAGGAAGAGCCCGUCGAGCCCGUCGAGGUGCUGCAGACGCCAUCACCAGCCGUGCAGCAGGAGGAGCCCGAGGUUGCGCAGCCCUCUAGCGUCCACGAGCCGCCAGCUGACGUCGAGUGGUCGACGAUCAACGACCCCACCGACCCGACGAAAACACCGUGUCCGGACGGCAUCACACAGGAACAAUGGCAUGUCGCGCUGAAAAUCCGUCACAACAAGUCGGUGGCUUGGAGCGACUACACCCCUGAACUGCUCCGUGCGGCGCUACCGACGCAAGCCGCUAUCCAUGAAUUCCUCGCCUCGCGCUGGAUCCCCAUCAAGGAGCUGCACCGCCUCGAGUCGUUUGGCGUGUUUACCUACAAGCGCGGCAAGUUUACCGACGCCGAGAAGAGGUCGCUUAGGAUGUACCUCGAGGACUUCCAGGAGGUGCACCAGCUGUCGGACGCCGAGCUCGUCGAUCUCCUCAUGUCCAAGGGCAAGAACACGGAGAAGAACCGCUACGGCAAGUUCUGGCCCGAGCUCGCCGGCGCCGUCCCCGGUCGCCCGGUGCGAUACGUCAAGGAGGUCGUCAAGCGCAUGUACGACCCGCGCGGACGCAAGGGAGAGUGGACGAUGGAGGAGGACUUUAAGCUGAAGCAGGCGUACGAGCUGUACCCGAAUCAGUGGGUCAAGAUUGCCGAAGAGGUGCAGCGCACUGAAUUCGACUGCCGCGACCGCUGGAAGGGCGAGCUCAAGGGCCGCGACAGCCGCAAGACGGGCGCCUGGUCCGAGGAGGAGGUGCAGAAGCUGAUCGAGGCCGUCAAGUCGGCCAAUGUCGCGGCCGGCCUCGACCCGCUCUCGGGCGACACGCCGUGGGACGUUGUCGUCACGAACAUGGGCGGCACUCGUACGCGCACGCAGUGCCGCAAGAAGUGGCAGGACAGUCUGCAGGGCGGCCGCGCCGUUGGUCGCAAGACGCGCGUCGGCGUCGACCACGCGCUGCUGAUCAACCGUCUCCGCGAGCUCGACUACCAGCACGAACGCGAUAUUGAAUGGAUGAAGGUACCGUGGGACGACCAGGUCAAGCCGGCGACGCUGCGCAGCACGUGGAGCGUGAUCGUGCGCCAGGUCGAGGACCGCGAGGGCCUGACCUUCAGGGUCUAUGUCAAGGACCAGGCUGCGAUUGAGAAGCGCAAGGCGGACCAGGAGCGUAAGAAGCAGGAGCGCCGCGAGGCCCAGGCCAAGCUCGUCGAGGACGCCAAGGCGCGAGCAGCGGAGCGGCAGCGCAAGCAGGAGAAGAAGGACAAGAAAGAGCGCAAGAAGGCCAAGCGCGCCGCCGAGGCAGCCGCGCUGCUUGCACAGGAUGAGAGCUUUGUUGCUCCUGAGCCGGAGCCCGAGCCCGUUGAGGCUGUCCCCGAGGAGACGGAGAAGCAGCGUCGCAAGCGCGAGAAGCGGGAAAAGCGGGAGCGCAAGGAGGAGAAGCGGAAGCGCAAGGCUGCCGCUGCCGCUGUGGAAGAGGAGGAGGUUCUAAAGAAGCCUCGCAUUGAGGAGCUCGAAGGCAUGACGCCUGGAGCUGCGCGCAAGACGCUAUGGUGGAAGAAGUGA